CCGUGUCCCUUAUUUUCGGCAACCCCCAUGAACCCCUUCAAGGGCUAUUCAGAAGGCGAUCAAUUUCUCACACCCGCAAUCCUAUCGCAAUCAACUCACACUCGAAGCUCCAAGCGUCAUGCGAAUGACGGAUAAAUUUGCGUCGAUCCUCAAAGUCCGCCAGGAUCCGAACUUGGUGGAUUUGCCUGCAUCGAGUAAUAGGUUUUCGCGCGGCUGCAGGUAUUGGAACGGGUGGAUGGCUUUUGCACAUAAGCAGGCGAUGCUCGACCGCACCGCAUUUGGGGGCGGCGAUGAACGAAGAUCCACGACACACGGGAAAUGGACCCGGCCAGUGACAGCGUCAGAAGCAGAUUGGGACACGGAAACCGUGUGGCCCGAUGUCUUCGCCAUCCGUUCCCGCCGUCCCCGCCGCUUGCGAUACGCGGCACGAAAUGAUGAUAAUGAUGAUGAUGGUGAUGACGACAUUGAUGUUAAUGUUGAUAAUGAUGAUGAUGAUGACAAAGAUGAUGACGAUGACGAUGAUGAUGAUGAUGAUGAUGAUGAUGAUGACGAAGAUGAUGACGACGAUGAUAACGAUGAUGAUUAUGCUGUUGAUGAUGACGACGAUGACGAAGGCGACGAUGGUGGUGAUCUUUAUGACGGCGACGAUGCCGCUGAUGAUGUUGGUGAUGUUGAUGACGUUGACGAUGUUGAUGAUGAUGUUGUUGUUGUUGUUGUUGAUGAUGAUGAUGAUGAUGAUGAUGAUGAGGAGGAGGAGGAGGAGGAGGAUGACAAUGAUGAUGAUGUUAUUGAUGAUGAUGACGAUGAUGAUGAUGAUGAUGAUGAUGAUGAUGAUGAUGAUGAUGAUGAUGAUGAUGAUGACGAUGAUGAUGGUGGUGAUGAUGGUGGUGAUGAUGAUGGCGAUGAUGAUGAUGAUGAUGACGAUGAUGUUGGUGGUGAUGAUGAUGGUGAUGACGAUGGCGAUAAUGAUGAUGAUGAUGAUGGCAAGCAAGAAUCAUGGGGCCCCUCGCGAGGAAAGAACAAGCGGGAAUCAAAGGGGCAUACAGAAACCAUACAGGAUGUCUUCUUCAAAGGGCAAGGUGGAGGCAACGGGGACCUCCGGGAAGACAUCCGGAAAGAUUCCACAAGGAGGUCGUCUACUACCACUAAAGGGUGGUCGAACCAUUCGAAGUCGAAAUGGUUCAUCGACUGGUGCUGUGGAGAUGCUUCCAACCCCGCUGCGCAGCCAUGUGGUCCUGUCAUCUUCGUCGAUGACGGCAAAAGGCGUCGAGUGCUUGGGGCCUUCUUGGGGUGGGAGGACGCGAAGGGGGGCCAGCGACAUUUCCGUAUGGAAAAGGUUUAUGCCUCCAAAGGCAACAUCGUUGCCAAUUCGAAAGGGGUGUUGUUGGACCCCGAAUUGUGUGAGGGGCUCGAAGCAGGUGCUGUGGACACCUCGUUCUACAGAGAACUCGUUCUCGUGGGUGGUUUUGUUUUGGCGCGUGAGUUUUUCGACAAGCUGGAGGACAAGAACAUCGUUCUCGACGUCCCCUGCGACGUCGGCCCCUCCCUGGAGCUCUCGUUGCCGUUCAGGCCGCCUCCAAUCGACGUCGACGCCGGGUACUUCCUCGAGUACAAAGACGGCGUUCGGACAAAGAGGGAGUUCGAGGUUAGCCCUGCGCAGGUCGUCAACCUCGGAGAGUGGGAGGACCUGUACAACCAGCGGUCCCUAGAUCCCGUGCUCGUGGAAUGGAUCAAAGAAGCGAUGCGGUUGGCGUUUGAAAACAAAACGCAGUCUUACGAUUUGCCUACCCUGAAGCUGGCACCGCUGGGGCUUGAUAAACCGACUCCGGGGACCAAGGCAGAACGUCUGAGGCCGGGGGAAUGGAGGGAUGAGCUGGCGGGGCAAUACUACUACUACACGGUGUGUGGGCAGCACAACGCGGCUGCAGCGAGGUCGCUGCUCGGCAGCGAGGUGGCCAAGAAAUACGAUUUCGAGCGGUGGCCUGCACAAAUGCUCUACUUUUCGGACGACGACUUCGAAGGUGUGUACGGGGACAUGGAACGCAACCCCGCGCAAUUCGUUAAUCUUCUCGAGUCCGUCACCAAGAAGGGGGAGGGUGUAUGCUUCCUCGGGAAGCCACACGUGCGAUCCGUGUGGGAACAGGUGAAGGCAGGACGGCACGUCAUCGCAAUGGAAGGGAACUCCGAGCUCUUGCAAUUUACAAUUGAUCUCGUCAAGAGCGAGGUCAAUUCGGGUGCCCACAUUUGCGAGUUCAUGGUCGUCAACGAGUCUCGCCCUCGCGCGUGGAACAACAAGACGGACAUGUGGUUCAAGUUGAGUGAGAGGAAGCGGAACAAGAUAUACGACUUCUUGUUCCUGCAAAUGCGGCCCAAGAGAGACACUGAUGCCGAGUACGUGUGCCGCAAGGAUCACAUGUUCACGCUGCUCGACAACUACCACGGCGCCUCCCGCAUGAACGCAAAGACCUUCCUCGAGAGGUUGCAGUCCCUGUACUUCGUGGAGUCGGAGGAGGAGUUGACGUUCGACAGUUACUCCUCCUUGAUCUCCACGGAAGACGAGGAGACCACCGGCAUCCAGUUCGACGCGACCGUGAACGAGGAGGGCAGCGACACCGAAAGCCUCGACCUGCAGUACGACCCGCAUCCCGGGCAGCACACAACAGGGUCGUCCUUCGUAGGUCCGUCAACAAGCCCGACAUCCCUCGUGUCACCGAUGGCGAAAGCGGCACCUGGCACUACCCCGAUGAAGUUGCUGCAGAGAAUGCAAGCUCUGGCCUCCGGCCAUCGCUCACUGCGGUCCCGGGGACCGGACGGCGGGGAGAACGAGGGCGACGAGGCUGGUGGCGGCAAAGGAGUCCCGCCUGGUUCGGAGGGCGGGUCUCAGGGCGACACCACGACAGUGGAAGGCAAUGGCGGGGUGGCGGGGGAGGCCUUUGGGCGUCAGCAAUCUACCGGUCCCGGUCCGGCAAGCUCGGCACAAUCAGCGGACGUGCCCACUUCAUCCGCCGGCUCGGUGAUGGCGGCCUCGGUUGCUCUCCGUGCUGGCUCGGUCAAAACGUUCAAGUCCGCCGGGAUCCGAACUUCAAUGCUUGCAGAGCGGAGGAAGAGGACGGACGCGCAGAGCUUGUCAGGAGCGGGGGUGGCGAGUCGUGAUCCCAAAAUGGAAAGCGGUGCGGUGAGGGACGACACUACGCCGCCUGCGGGGGACCGCCAACCGCUUCGGUCGGAGCGAGAGGGUACGUGUGGAGGGCCCGACGAUAGGGAGACGGUGAAGUUCGCCGGGAUUCGACGAAAGGACUUCUACGGAGAACAUCGCGAGGAAGACGACGACGAUGAUGACACGGCACUGGGUAUGGAGACACAGGUGGUCACAAGCCUUUCGGCAGAACGUGAUGACUAUGAGGUCGAAGCAAUGACGUCUGCCGUCGAUCUCCAACAACGGUUCAACGACGCUAGUGUUGCGGUCAACCUUAAUAAACCGAGUGUGCGUAUUGACAUCGAAGAAGUUAUCGACGACAUGUUGGGCGACCACCACAUGUGCGCGCAGCCGUCUUCUACGCCUGGUGUCGACGACCCUCUCGACGUCAAACCUUCCGGGGGAUCUAUCGUGGCUUUGUCACCAACGAACUCUCCGAUGCUGCCGCCGACCAUCGCCAGCGGAGGAGAAGGCGAGAUCGGGGGAUGACAAGACGUCACAUCCCCCAAAAAAACUGUCGCCGACACUCGAGCUCUCGACGUGCUGGCUUUGCCCGCGCCAACUUCGCCGA
This is a messenger RNA of Chara braunii, 3767 nucleotides long. Lineage: Eukaryota; Viridiplantae; Streptophyta; Charophyceae; Charales; Characeae. The record is from the annotation of a GenBank genome assembly.